CGUGUCGAAGCUGCCCGACGGGCCCGUCAACGCCCUGUGCGGCGCCUCGGCCGGCGUUGCGUCCGGCAUCGUGACGUGCCCGCUCGAUGUCAUCAAGACCCGUCUGCAGGCCCAGGGCUCGUUCCGCCCGCGCCCCUACUCGGGCCCCGCCCGCGUCGUCUAUAAGGGCCUCUCGGGCACCGCGCGCACCAUCUGGCUCGAGGACGGCGUCCGCGGCCUGUAUCGCGGCCUCGGCCCCAUGCUGCUGGGCUACAUUCCCACCUGGGCCGUCUACAUGAGCACCUACGAGUCGACCAAGGACCUGCUGAACGAGCGCAUGGAGAACAAAUGGCUCGCACGAACAAUCGCCUCAAUCACCGCCGGCGCCUCCUCGACCUUUGUCACGAACCCCAUCUGGGUCGUCAAGACCAGGCUCAUGUCGCAGGUCAGCGCCCGCGCCUCGCCUGAGCACCGUCCGCCGUGGCACUACAAGAACACCUUUGAUGCAUUCCGUAAGAUGUAUGCCACAGAAGGCAUUCGGUCCUUCUACUCUGGACUCUCGCCCGCGCUACUCGGACUCACCCAUGUUGCCAUACAGUUCCCGCUGUACGAGUACCUGAAGAUGCGAUUCACUGGCCUGGAGAUGGGCAAGGCAGGCGGACAGUCUGAGGAAGUCCACUGGUUUGGCAUCAUGGCCGCAACCGUGCUCAGCAAAGUCUGCGCGACAACAGCCACAUAUCCCCACGAGGUCCUGCGCACUCGCCUGCAGACCCAGCAGCGGUCGUUGCCAUCUGCUUCCCACGACCACGUAUCGUUCCAAGGAGGGCGACACGGUAUAGGACACCAAACACGCCCUCCAGGCACGGCCUCCUCUGACGGCAUGAUCAACAUGCCCAGAUAUCGAGGAGUGAUCAAAACGUGUAGCGUCAUUCUACAGGAAGAGGGCUGGAGGGCCUUCUACAACGGCAUGGGCACUAACAUGGUGCGCGCCGUUCCUGCUGCUGUCACGACCAUGAUGACUUUCGAGUCACUGAAGUUGGUCCACCAGAAGCUCAAGAUGGAGGGCAAGCGGAUACAAGAAGAAGACAGCGAGUACCGUGGAGCAUGACCAUAGUCGUGGAUGUGGUUCAAGAGCAAGACAUCAUCAGAGGCGUUUCGCAAAGUAGUGGCACGAUAUCCCAGUGAGCAUUCCAGUUUCUGUUCUCACAUGUGUACAUACAUCUCAGCAUUAUCUCGUAUGCGACAUGCAGUUGCAUCGGCUCCUAGGCGUUGGCAGGAUACCAACGGUAUAUGGGUUGGGUUAUUAUUACGUCGCCUAAGUAUCGUCAAUGCAAUCUUUCAGAA
Boeremia exigua is the source of this 1323-nucleotide messenger RNA. Its product is annotated as mitochondrial carrier domain-containing protein. The record is from RefSeq and is a predicted model, not a curated record. The transcript has 2 exons. Gene Ontology annotation, molecular function: pyrimidine nucleotide transmembrane transporter activity. Gene Ontology annotation, cellular component: mitochondrion. Lineage: Eukaryota; Fungi; Ascomycota; Dothideomycetes; Pleosporales; Didymellaceae. Gene Ontology annotation, biological process: pyrimidine nucleotide import into mitochondrion. Bases 239 to 1087 code for a protein of 282 amino acids.